GUCAGACAGGAGGGGCCCACGCGGGUUGUCCGCCCCGCUUCAUCCGAGAAUGAACGCCGGACGCGCUCUGGAGGGCGCCGGCUGCGUCACCUGGUGGGGCUUCGGCCCCGCGCGAGACCUCCGGAACACAGGCCCCGGGCGACAGGGGGAGGUGGGGAAUAUUCUGCUCGUGGGCGGUGGUGAUCCGCGACACGUCCUGAAGACUGUUGCCGGGUUAAAGGUCACGGAUCGCCUUCACGUUUGGAUAAUAGAAAACAGCAUGGAGGUGGUGGCCAGACAGCUGAUGCUCCUCUACCUGGCUCUGAUUCCCCAGGAAAGCAUGGGACUGCACGAGAAGACAGAAGUUUUCCUGGAGGUGUUCGGGAACAGUGAGAUUCGCAACCAUACGGAGGAGACAGUGAAGCAGGCAGCCUCACAGCUCCGUCUUUCUGUCACCAACUGCCUAGAGACGCCCGCGCACCCCUGCCUGGACACAACACUGCUCCGAUACAAGGAGCGGGAUGAGCUGGCCCGGAUAUUUAAGACGUGGACUCAGCCUCUGUCAUCCUCUGGAGCCGUUUCCAUUACUCGGGCCUGGGACAGCCGUCUCAGGAGACACCUGGGAACGCGCUAUGACUCCCGGAGGGGCUGCUUCGACUGGGACCUCGCCAUGAAGCUGCACCAGAAAGGGUGUGGUGUCAUCAACAAACAGCAGUACUUUCAGUGGAGAGAACGGGGUUUGGCCUUUGAGAUGAGGGAGGGCGUUUAUCAGAAGACCAACCCCACUUUACUUUCCACCCGAGUGUUCAGCCAUAGGGGUGAGAAGGUGGCAGUGAUGGGUUACUGGGGAGACAUUGUGUCCAGUCCUUACCUCUCUUUUGGCAUCGAGAGCGACAACAAGACUCUGUUCCAGACUCAGAACGGGCAACAUGUCAAGACAGCCCAGGACUUCUCCUUUACAAACAUCGAGGCAUUGUUCCAGUCUUUGGUCUGUAGGAAGCAGCACUCUGCUUCCUCUCAGCCUGACACAGAGAAAACCACGGAGUCGGAGCCUUCACAGACGGAAGCUCACCACAAAUCCGUCACUGUUAACGAUCUGAUUCAUCUGGACGGGGUGUCAGUGACCUUCCUGCCUCUAGAUUCCCUCUCCAAACUACCCGAGAAGCAGAAAUACUCCCAGCUCUUCAACAGCAUCUACUUUGGUGCCAGCCUGGUUCACAAGUUGGACCCUGCGCUGAAGCGGACCGCUGCGCCUGGCGCUGUGCUCAUCGUGGAGUUGGCCAAGUACCUCUUAGACCUGACCAAAGAACAGGAGGCCGGAUUUGCGGAGAAGGUGGUGGACAUGGCCCGAGAAGUGGGGUUUGAACCGUGGAGGGAGGAAAACAGCGAUGACUGUCAUGCUGUGUUUACCCUGCCGAGAGAAGAAACACGAUCCAGACCUGCAGCGACCUGAAACU
This is a messenger RNA of Lampris incognitus (smalleye Pacific opah), 1436 nucleotides long. Its product is annotated as dynein axonemal assembly factor 3-like. NCBI's taxonomy places the organism in Eukaryota, Metazoa, Chordata, Actinopteri, Lampriformes, Lampridae. The record is from RefSeq and is a predicted model, not a curated record. Bases 50 to 1432 code for a protein of 460 amino acids. The transcript is spliced from 11 exons. Gene Ontology annotation, biological process: axonemal dynein complex assembly; motile cilium assembly.